GUUUUAGGUCCCUGUAAGGAUGGAUGGACUCAAGGUGGAACCCACUGGAGCCACACUGGAGGGAGAACGAGUCAAAAGAGAAAAUGCUGAAAUGAUGCUAGCAGAGGAGAGAGACGGAAGGGGAGAUGACGACGAGAGCUUAGGGCGGCGGGAGGGAGACGGGGAUGAUGGGAGAGUGAUGGAGCAGGAUCUGGUGGAGGGCAGCGUUACCACGGCAGCAGCAGCCGCUCUAGCCUCAGCUGCCACAAAGGCCAAGCAUUUGGCAGCAGUAGAAGAGAGGAAGAUCAAGUCCCUGGUGGCUCUGCUGGUGGAGACCCAGAUGAAGAAGCUGGAGAUCAAGCUGAGGCACUUUGAGGAGCUGGAGACCAUCAUGGACCGUGAGAAGGAGGCUCUGGAGCAGCAGCGGCAGCAGCUCCUGUCAGAGAGACAGACCUUUCACACAGAGCAGCUGAAACAGGCAGAGAUGAAGGUUCGCCAGCAGAGGGAGCAGCAGGGGCAGUUGGGAUACACAGUGCAGCAUUCAGCCCCGCCUCCUCCUUCAGGCCAGUCCAUGCCCAAUCGGAUGAUGCCUGGUGGAGGAAAUGCCCAGGCAAUGGCCGCUCGACACCCUGGCGCUCCCAAUGGCAUGUACCCGUCCUCGCAGCCUGAUGGGAUAGCACCAGCUCAGCCGGGUGCUCCAGCAUCGAGUCACAGCUGAACUGACCAGAAAACAAGACACACAAACAUACACACCAGUCCUCCAUCAACCAGAACACACAGAUAACGAUAUUCAGGAAGAACUGUUAAGAAAAUGAAGUCUGAAAGUCUUCAGUAGCGACAUGUUUAUAGACUGAAAGACACACAAGCACAUAGACACAGUUGAUUUGUAUUUGGUCAACGGCUCAGUCCGUCUUAUAUCUGUGAAAUAUUUGUGCUCUGACGUCAGAGUUGAGAAAUCUGAAGAUUGAACUCAACUCAUUAAAGUUGUUUUACAUGAAA
This is a messenger RNA of Micropterus dolomieu (smallmouth bass), 978 nucleotides long. RefSeq names its product SWI/SNF complex subunit SMARCC1-like. The transcript has 6 exons. Gene Ontology annotation, biological process: positive regulation of DNA-templated transcription. Gene Ontology annotation, cellular component: SWI/SNF complex; npBAF complex; nBAF complex. The record is from RefSeq and is a predicted model, not a curated record. Lineage: Eukaryota; Metazoa; Chordata; Actinopteri; Centrarchiformes; Centrarchidae. Bases 20 to 697 code for a protein of 225 amino acids. Gene Ontology annotation, molecular function: histone binding; nucleosomal DNA binding.